Messenger RNA from Cladocopium goreaui, 948 nucleotides. Lineage: Eukaryota; Dinophyceae; Suessiales; Symbiodiniaceae. The record is from the annotation of a GenBank genome assembly.
AUGCAACGUUCCAGUACGAGAAAUGAUUUCAUGUCACUUCUGAAGAAAAUCAUUCUCUUCGAUGAGGCACCUGACCCCUUCAGACAGAUGCUCUGCGAAGCAGUGGUGCCUGCAGAAUACUCCGGUGGAAUUCUCUAUCGCCAGGGUGAACCAGGUGAUUGGAUGGUCAUCGUGCUGUCUGGAAGACUGGAGAAGUCGAUCCUUCAACAUCCAUCUUCGCCAGAAAUUUCCAUUGGUGAAGUGGGUCCAGGAGGAAUUUGUGGAGACAUGGGCAUGCUGGGUGUGAGCAAAGUUCGAAGCCACAGCUGCAAAUGCAUCGAGCAAUCCUCCCUGCUGCUGCUUUCCAAAACAGCGUUUCGUGCCCUGGUCGACAUGACAGGAGGAAUUGAGAAGUACCCUCUCCUACAGCAGUUGGAGACGAUGCAGAACCUGACAGGUGACACUGAGUCCUUUUACGGCCUUCCGUGCUUUCGAAAGAUGGAGCGGGAGUGUGUCAAGAAAACCUGCGAAUUCCUGGAGCCAAGGUUGUACUAUCCUGGAAUGGCCCUGAUGAAGGAAGGGGAAAUGGGCUUUGAGAUGUUCAUCGUCUACUCGGGCAAGGUCGAAGUCCUGAAGGGGAGCAUGAGGGUUGCAGAACUUGGUGGUGGAGUGGUGCUCGGUGACGUUGCCGUUUUUGGCUCCGACAAGCGCAGAACGGCAACCGUGAAAUGCCUUGAGUGCACCUUAGUUUACGUCCUCAACGGGGAGGUGGUCCAUGAGACUUUGGAGCAGUUCCCACGGACCAAGCAGAUCCACGACCACGACUACAUCGCCCGGCUGCUGAGGUUUGAGCUCGAGAAGGCAGCGGAAGAGGUGGAUCACCUUGAGAACUUCUAUGGCAAGUGCCAUCCGAUGAAAACUGAUGAGGUGAGUCGCGACAUUUUUGGUCGUGAUGUGGAUGUCAAAUAA